AUUCUGCGAGGCAGUCCAGCCUCCACGUCACUACACAUCGGUGUGUGCACAAAAUCACUCCUCCGUGCAGCUGCAAGCGGCGAGCUAGUGAGCGUGCUAGCACGGGAAGCCGACCUACUUCGCAACCGCAGGAGUUACAUCACAGUGGGUCGUGGCCCACCUGGCAAGUGCUGGCUCCGAGAAGCCAAACGGGUUCCAUUUUCAUGCGCACGGAACUGCGGUAUGACCAUGUCAACUUGACCCGUCGCACUCCAACUAUAGUGGCAAUUACGUCACCAAGGGAGCUGUCACUAAGGCAAAGACUGUUGUUUUUCGUCAUUCCCUGAUUGUUUGACUCAAAAGAGGAGUUAUGUCCUGUCCGUGUGCUUCGGCGGCGAGGUUGUUCCUAAACACAGCACACAGAGGAUUGUCCUGCUCUAUGCUCCAGUUUUACUCUGUGAGUCGUUAUGGUUCCAAGGACGCUCAUCUACCUCCCCGUGUGCGGGUAAGGUCCUUUUCCGAGACAGCUGUCUGCUUUGCCUCCAAAGAUGGAACAACUAAGGACAGCGGAAGUGAUGGUGGAAAGAAGAGCAUCAGUGAGGCCAAGAGAACCUCAGGCUCUGGAGGAUCAGGCAAAGGGGGAAGCCAGCUACGAUGCCCCAAAUGUGGAGACCCCUGCACACAUGUAGAGACCUUUGUUUCAUCCACACGAUUCGUCAAAUGUGAGAAAUGCCACCACUUUUUUGUGGUUCUGACUGAGACAGACUCAAAGAAGGGGCUAAACAAAGAGCCCGAGUCUGCUGCGGAAGCUGUGAAACUCGCUUUUGCACAGAAACCUCCCCCUCCCCCCAAGAAGAUAUACGCUUAUCUCGACAAAUAUGUGGUGGGUCAGUCCUAUGCAAAGAAGGUGUUGGCCGUGGCUGUGUACAAUCACUACAAGCGCAUCUAUAACAACAUCCCUGCCGGCAGUCGCCAGCAAGUGGAGGUGGAGAAACAACCCUCUCUGACACCUCGUGAGCUAGAGAUGAGAAGACGAGAGGAUGAAUACAGAUUCACAAAGCUGCUGCAGAUUGCAGGGAUCAGCCCCCAUGGCAACGCUCUGGGAGCCUCAAUGCAGCAGCAGACGAGUCAGCAGGCACCACAGGAGAGGAGGGGGGGUGAGGUCUUGGACUCCACACAUGUCGAAAUUAAACUGGAGAAAAGCAACAUCAUACUUCUUGGUCCAACUGGCUCAGGGAAGACGUUGUUGGCACAGACACUAGCACGCUGUCUAGAUGUUCCCUUCGCAAUAUGCGACUGCACCACAUUAACACAAGCCGGAUAUGUGGGAGAAGACAUCGAGUCGGUCAUUGCCAAACUGCUGCAAGAUGCAAACUACUCCGUGGAGAAAGCGCAGCAAGGUAUCGUGUUUCUGGAUGAGGUGGACAAGAUUGGCAGUGUUCCUGGCAUCCAUCAGCUACGAGAUGUGGGAGGAGAGGGAGUACAGCAGGGUUUGCUUAAACUUUUGGAGGGCACAAUCGUCAACGUUCCUGAGAAAAACUCCAGGAAGCUGAGAGGAGAGACUGUACAAGUGGAUACAACAAACAUCCUGUUUGUGGCCUCUGGUGCCUUUAAUGGACUCGACAGAAUCAUCAGCAGAAGGAAGAAUGAGAAGUAUUUAGGCUUUGGAACGCCUUCCAACUUGGGAAAAGGACGCCGUGCAGCAGCUGCGGCUGACUUGGCCAACAGCAGCGGCGAGACUGACACAGUGGCAGAGAUCGAGGAGAAAGACAGGCUGCUGAAGCAUGUAGAGGCGCGAGACCUGAUUGAAUUUGGAAUGAUCCCAGAGUUUGUGGGCCGUCUUCCCGUGGUGGUUCCUCUCCACAGCUUGGAUGAAGAGACACUAGUCCGGAUUUUGACUGAGCCACGCAAUGCUGUGGUGCCACAGUACCAGGCUCUGUUUAGCAUGGACAAAUGUGAACUCAAUGUGACUCAAGAUGCCUUGAAGUCCAUCGCUCGCAUGGCUCUGGAAAGAAAGACUGGAGCUCGUGGGCUCAGAUCCAUCAUGGAAAAGCUUCUCCUGGAGCCAAUGUUUGAGGUGCCACACUCAGACAUCAUGGUUGUCGAGCUGAACAACGAUGUGGUCCAAGGGAAGUCUCAGCCCAGAUACAUCAGGGCUCCGACCAAAGAGCAGACCGACGAGGACUACGACUCAGGCAUCGAAGAGGAGAACUGGCCUCGACAGGCAGACGCUGCUAACAACUGAAACACGUCAUUCAUUUCACUCAAAGACAGUUCACUGUAUUUUCCUAAAUGACUACCGACCUUUGGAUACCAACUUGUGGCUGUUCUUAGACCAGCCCCAACAUCAACAUAGGGACAUUUUUAUUAGGAACAAUGAAGGUGGAUGUAACUGAGGACAACUUGGGUCCUGUGUUUGUGUGUCUUUGUGCUCGUGUGUUGUAAUUCCCCAGCAGCACACUCACAGGUUGGACCUUUAUAAAAAAAAAUAUUUCAAUCUCUGGUGAUUGUUAACAUUUUAUCUAUAUAAAGAUAAUGCAAUUUUUAUUCAUGACAUUAUUUGUAGUAUAUUUUGUUGUGGUGAGGGGUGGCAUGAGCAUGGGAAGGACACAAACAAAUACACACACACACAUAAGCAUAAGCAUAAGGAGCGCUCAGUGUGUCACAACCAUGCCAAGUAAUGCCUUAAAUGAGGAGGGCAUGAUAUUCCAUGAGCGCAUCAAUAUAUCCUCUUCAGCACCAUUGUAAGAAGAAUGGUGUCCACACUAAAUGUGGAGCAGUGUGGGAAAAACAUGUUUUUACAAGCAGGUCGGAAGUGACAGGGAGCUUUUAAACAGGCAUAUUUUCUUUAUGAAUGGUGUGUAGCCCACACUUUAGGGAUUGCAGUAUAUAAUAAAUAUAUAUGUACAUGUUGUAUCACAGCAAAUCAUAACAGGGUUGAAUUUAUUAAUAUAUCCGUUUAGCAUUGUAUGGGCUUUUUUCCUUUCACCUCAGCAGGAUUCUCAUGACGCAGUCUGGUCAUAAAGUAUUUUGAUUUGUCUCGCCUGUGGAAAGUCUCCGCUUAGUGACGUUAAUAUGCUGUUACCAGAAGGUUGGUCUGUAGUCGUGCUCCACCUCAACCACGCUGCUUGUACUCUAACAUGUGAUUAAACUGCACCUGUUCUCCCUGUC
Molecule: messenger RNA, 3150 nt
Organism: Nerophis lumbriciformis (worm pipefish)
Lineage: Eukaryota; Metazoa; Chordata; Actinopteri; Syngnathiformes; Syngnathidae
Gene: clpxb
Product: caseinolytic mitochondrial matrix peptidase chaperone subunit Xb
Biological process (GO): protein folding
Cellular component (GO): mitochondrial matrix
Molecular function (GO): ATP hydrolysis activity; zinc ion binding; ATP binding
Source: RefSeq, a predicted model, not a curated record